AUGGAGGCUGUCACAGAUGCACCCGCUUUGCCUGCCCAGGAGCUUUCAAAUCCUCCCAUUGCCCCCUCAGUAGAAGCUGGUAUCAGCGCUGAUGAAAUCGCCCUUUACGACCGACAAAUCCGACUCUGGGGCGUCCAGGCGCAAGAAAAGAUCCGCAAUGCCAACAUCCUCCUCAUAACCAUGAAAGCGCUCGCCAACGAGAUCGCCAAGAACCUCGUCUUGGCAGGCAUCCACUCCCUUACAGUCGUCGACCACGAGAACAUCACCGAGAACGACCUUGGUUCGCAGUUCUUCAUCUCCGAAUCCGAUGUUGGUAUGAACCGAGCCGAGGCUGCUGCGCCGCAGAUCAGAAAGCUGAACCCGAGAGUCAGUGUUAUUGUGGACCAGGAAAAUGUUAAAGAGAAGAGUCCGGACUACUUUGGGCGGUUUGAUGUUGUCAUUGCGACGGAUUUGCUCCCAGAUUCCCUGAAUAUCAUCAAUACGGCGACGAGAAUCAAUCACAAGGCUUUCUACGCCGCGGGUGUGCACGGUUUCUACGGCUUCAUAUUCUCGGAUUUGAUUCAGCACGACUACCUGGUAGAGAGAGAGAAGGGCAAUAGGGCGACCGUGAAAGGACCCGAGACGCGGACACGCAGUGUUGUCGACGUCAAGGUCAAGAAGGAAGGCGGAAAGAACGUUGAGAUGGUCACAAAGCGGGAACUCUAUUCUACGUGGUUCUUGGCUAGCGAUGCCGCGAGUCUCCCCGUGGAGUUCCUGAAGAGCAGACGACGAUUAAAGGCUGUCACUCCGAUUCUGUCAUGUCUACGUGCCCUAUGGGAAUUCCUCCAAAUGCACAACGGCCAAUUGCCAAGUAAUGCAGAACACUUUAAGACAUUCACGAGGCUGGCGACCCAAAAGCACAAGGCCCUAGGUCUCCCAGAAGAGACGCUUCGUUCCGAGGUCCUCCGCAAGUUUUUGCAGAACCUGGGCAGUGAGAUUGCGCCUGUUACGGCUGUACUCGGUGGCCAGCUUGCCCAAGAUGUCAUCAACGUCCUUGGUGCUCGUCAACAGCCAAUCCAAAACAUGGUGGUACUUGACGGAGAUUCGAUGGAGGCACCGAUGUACGCCUUACAUCCGGAGGGUAUGCUCGGCGAGGCUUUGCUGCCACUGUCUGUGGGUGCUGGAAACGGCGCAAUGGUGGAUGGGAUUCUACCCAUAAAUGGAAUGCAUGUCCCGCCUGGUGCCAUUCAGAUCUAG
Molecule: messenger RNA, 1236 nt
Organism: Drepanopeziza brunnea f. sp. 'multigermtubi' MB_m1
Lineage: Eukaryota; Fungi; Ascomycota; Leotiomycetes; Helotiales; Drepanopezizaceae
Biological process (GO): protein sumoylation
Cellular component (GO): cytoplasm; SUMO activating enzyme complex
Molecular function (GO): SUMO activating enzyme activity
Source: RefSeq, a predicted model, not a curated record